UUUUGCCUUAUCAGUUAUCACUAUCAGUAAAACCCUCCCAAAACCCAACUGUUUACCUUCGUCAAAUUCCAAACUAUGUCGUUGCCAUUUUCUUCACCGAUCUUCUCACAUUGUGAUGUUUCAGGAUUACGUGGAAAAUCAAAUCCAAACGGGCUAUGGCAGAGAAACAGAGUGAGGCAAACGAUGUUAGUGGUGAAAGCAGGCCCUAAGAGAAUCGAAUUUGACAAAAAAUGCAGAGAUGCUUUACUUUCGGGGAUCAAUAAGCUCGCUGAUGCUGUUUCUGUGACUUUGGGACCGAAAGGGCGAAAUGUUGUCCUUUCAGAGUCCAAGAAACUCAAAGUGAUCAAUGAUGGUGUAACUAUUGCCCGGGCCAUAGAGCUCCCUGACACAAUUGAGAAUACUGGAGUGCUGCUAAUCCAAGAGGUUGCGACCAAAACCAAUGGUUCAGCUGGUGAUGGCACGACAACUGCGAUCUUGUUGGCCCGAGAAAUGAUUAGAUAUGGAUUAUUAGCUAUCACUAAUGGGGCUAACCCUGUAUCGUUAAAGAAAGGAAUGGAGAGGGCAGUGGAAGAAUUGGUCAAGGUUUUGAGAGAGAGAAGUUAUGCUGUAAGAGGGAGUGAUGAAAUUAAAGCUGUAGCUUCGUUGUCUGCUGGAAAUGAUGAAUAUGUUGGAAACUUGAUUGCCGGAGCUAUUGAGAAAAUUGGCCCUGAUGGUGUGAUAUCAAUUGAAUCUUCUUCGUCAUCUGAAACUUCUGUAACAGUCGAUGAAGGAAUGAAGAUAGAUAAAGGAUACAUGUCACCACACUUUGUGACAAAUAAGGAUAAAUCGAUAGUGGAAUUUGAAAAUGCGAGAGUUCUGGUGACCGAUCUACAGAUAUCCAGUGUGAAGGAGAUUGUUCCGUUACUGGAGAAGUCUACACAAUUGAGUGUCCCUCUACUGAUUUUUGCUGAAGACAUAUCUCGGCAAGUGCUGGAAACUCUAGUCUUGAACAAAAUGCAAGGCGUGCUUAAUGUCGCCGUUGUAAAAUGUCCAGGGCUUGGAGAAGGAAAGAAAGCUAUAUUGCAAGAUAUUGCUCUUAUGACAGGAGCUGACUUUAUAUCCGGAGAUUUUGGGGUGGCUCUUGAAACAGCAACUUCUGAUCAGCUUGGUGUUGCUCGAAAAGUGACAAUCACUAGCAAUUUUACCACCAUAGUGGCGGAUCCAUCGACAAAAGCUGAAAUUCUGGCCAGAAUAAUGCAGAUAAAAAAGGAUCUCGCUGAAACUGAUAGCAAAUAUCUAGCAGAAAAGCUAAGUGGGCGGAUUGCAAAGCUCUGUGGCGGGGUGGCUGUUAUUAAGGUUGGUGCUCAUACAGAAGUUGAACUUGAAGACCGAAAACUACGAAUAGAAGAUGCUAAAAAUGCCACGUUUGCGGCCAUGGCUGAGGGAGUGGUUCCUGGUGGUGGGGCCACCUACAUACAUCUCUCAAAGCAAAUACCCGUGAUCAAGGAGGCCUUUGAGGACCCUGACGAGCACAUUGGUGCAGACAUUGUUGGAAAGGCACUUCUUGCACCAGCAAAAGUAAUUGCAGCAAAUGCAGGGGUUGAUGGAGACGUGGUUGUGGAAAAAAUUAAAGCUUGUGAUUCGAAUUUCGGGUAUAAUGCAAUGACUGGGAGAUACGAAGAUCUAAUUGCUGCUGGUGUCAUUGACCCUUGCCGGGUCUCAAGAUGCGCCCUUCAGAAUGCCGUUUCUGUUGCUGGUGUGAUCCUAAUCACUCAAGCCAUACUAGUCGAGAAAAUCAAGAAGGCCAAGCCACCUGUUCCCCAGAUUCCCGGUAUAUCCCCUUGAAGACGGGAAAUCCACGAGGUACACUAGAAAAUCUGAUUAAUCGCCAUUCUUUGAGACAAAUACUUCUUCCUUUAGUGCCAACGAGAAGGAGAUCGUACAAUGUUGGAUUGUUGAAAUACGAAGCGCUCCCGUUGUAGAAGGUAUGAUUCUUGAAAGUGCCAUUGAUGACGAAAUUUUGAUCUAUUGGACACGUUGGCGAUGACAUGUUCAUCGCCAACGUGGCAUUCUAGAUACAUUGCCAGUGCUUCAGAUCAGCACCAUCUAGGAUUUGUUAUGUGGGACUCUAGGAAUGCAAAUUUUGUUUCAUUAGAUUAUUACCAAACUGCAAUGUGACAAGAAGAAAGUGACUCUUCCUCACUUUCUAAAAAUUUAAAUAUAGCAAAUGUUAACUAACCAAAUACAAAAUGAUGGUGAAAAUGUGGAAAUAUCUGGGAUAGGUAGAACUCAUCCAUCUGCAUAACUACUUGUAUACCUUUUGCUACUGAAUUAUUUUUCCUUGCUAAAUAAUGUCUCACCUUUUUCUGCCAUUUCUUACAUAUAUUGAUACAUAUGAUCUACUACAUCAAGAUUCCAAUUGAUUGCGUUUUUGUCUCUAGUAGAAAGGUAGCAAUCUUCAUGUAUAAAACAUCCAUUUUGAAGCUAUGAUUAUAUUUAGCAAUCUUCAUCAAGUAGUCAUUAUUAUUUCAUGUUAAUUUCCAUUUCAUCUUCGUAUAAAGUUGUGUACUAAUUUUGAUUAAGCCUAGUAUGCUAGCUAAUUUUUGCUGUGUGUGACAGUAAAUAUAUAAUGAUUCAGGCUUGAUGUGAAAGUUAA
Salvia splendens (bonfire salvia) is the source of this 2635-nucleotide messenger RNA. Its product is annotated as chaperonin 60 subunit alpha 2, chloroplastic. The transcript has 8 exons. Gene Ontology annotation, molecular function: ATP binding; ATP-dependent protein folding chaperone. The coding region runs from base 76 to 1824 and encodes 582 amino acids. The record is from RefSeq and is a predicted model, not a curated record. Gene Ontology annotation, biological process: protein refolding. Lineage: Eukaryota; Viridiplantae; Streptophyta; Magnoliopsida; Lamiales; Lamiaceae.